AUGAUAACGGGGAACCCUCAGACGACCUGGUACCUGCCAUUCUCGACACGGCCCAUCAGUACAACAUCCAGGUAUGGCUCCCAUGGUGCAUUUUACCGCUAUAAGAACAGCAUGGGUAAGAGCCUCCCACUCUUUUAUAUCUACGACUCAUACCUGACAUCCCCGGAGGCCUGGGCCCACCUCCUGACACCCAACGGGCCCCACUCAAUACGCAACACCCCCUAUGAUGGGGUCUUCAUCGCACUGCUGGUGGAAGAGGGCCACACCCAUGACAUCCUGGCUGCCGGGUUUGAUGGCAUGUACACGUACUUCGCCUCCAAUGGUUUCUCCUUCGGCUCCUCCCAUCAGAACUGGAAAGCUGUGAAGAGCUUUUGUGAUGCCAACAACCUCAUGUUCAUCCCCAGCGUGGGGCCUGGCUACAUAGACACUAGCAUCCGGCCCUGGAACAACCACAAUACUCGGAACAGGGUCAAUGGCAAGUACUAUGAGACAGCCCUGCAGGCAGCCCUGACCGUGAGGCCCGAGAUCGUCUCCAUCACAUCUUUCAAUGAGUGGCACGAGGGCACCCAGAUCGAGAAGGCCAUCCCCAAGAAGACGCCAACACGUCUGUAUUUGGACUACCUGCCUCACCGGCCCAGCCUGUACCUGGAGCUGACUCGCCGCUGGGCAGAGCACUUCAUCAAAGAGAAGGAGCAAUGGCUGAUGUGAGGAGCCUAGCCAUGAGGUGCCAACGUCCUGGCCUCCCCGGAAGGUGUCACCGUGUAGGGUUCAGCUGAGGUUAGAGGAACUUGCCAGUCUCCCAGUCGGCAGCAGGGCGCCUCUGGCUGGGCCAUCAGGCUGGGCCCGUGUGGAACAGAGCUCGUUCCUCAGGCAUGUGGUGCUGGGGUGCUCUGCAGGGACAGGAAGUGAGGCAGGGUUCCAGAGAGGGGACCAAAGAGGCUGGCAGGUGACUGGACUCAGCCCAGGGCCGCUCCACAUCUUGUCGUAAAUAAUCCCUUCGCGCUGACAACUCAGCAGGUUGGUGUUGCGUAGCAGCGCCCAGGGCACUGCUCUUAGGAGGGGUCAGGGCUCCGGGCGAGCACGCGCCCUGCUCCCUCUGCAGCCUCCUUCCCACAGCAUCUGUCUUCUCCAAGUGAGGGAACCACCUCUGAAACCUCCCAAAAGAGAAAUUCUAGGUUUAAGCCCUUCCCAGUAGAUUCCUGAACACAGUGAUCGGGAAAUAACCCUGAGCGUUUGUACAUUCACUCAGCCAUACUAACGGAGCACCUGACUGUGGGCUAGGCACCGGGGAGAGACUUCACAUGGAAAGGUUCCUUUCUUCCAAAAGCUUCCAGGAUCCAGCUUUCCUUAUUUGGCGUGGCCUUGUAGCUAGUGCCUGAGCACAGAUUUUCCUUUUUCGCAGUUCUGUCCAGUGCUGGCAGUUCAAUUCUUUUCUCCUCUAAGAAAAUACCUCUGUGCCCCAGAGCCCGCAUUUCCCCAGAUGACCAGUUAGCUCCAGGGAGAGGACCAGGACAUCCUCCCUCCCUUUAGCUGACUAAACCGAAUGAGGCCCACUCAGUAGAGCCAUUUUCAGUGCUACUGUGAUUUGUAUUAAUUAAAUAUGACAUGGUCUUCUCAAGUAAGCAUUCCUUUUGCUCUCAAGCCUUCCUGAACUCUGAGCCCUCCUUCAAAUGCUGUGACAAACUGACAUGUGAGACGGGCUGGCCAGUGUCAGCACAAGGAAGAGUGAGGAUGCUUUAAGAAACGAGGAGUGCAAACGAAAUUUUUAGAGGGGAUAUUUAACCGUGCUUAUUUACAAAUAAAUGAAUAUACUCGUUGGGGCCCUCAGAGCAGACCCUGGAACACCUUCUUGGCAAGAUUUAGUAGCUACUUGGAAAUACGUGCAUUACUUUAUGGGCUCAAGCCUGAAUCCCAGUUGUGGGACUAGGGUGCAAGGCAGGAGGGGAGGAGGUGGCGGCCUAUGGAUUACCAUGGGACCCCCAGCUCCAGUUAGGUAAUGCCUCCAAUGGACAGGGCCGAUGAGGACAGGAGCACAGCGCUGGAUGGCAACCUGCAGUACGUUACAGAAGGGAGAAACCCUGAGGCUUCAUUUCACACAUACACGGUUUGAAAAGUACUAAAAGUGUGGCAAGCUUGGGACCAGGAGCAGUAAUUCUCAUUCGUUGCAGCUUGAUCAGUUCUUUCAAAGGCUCAUCUGUAGCAAGAGCCAUAAAGAUGUUCAUACACUUUGACCCUGUAAUCCUACCCCUAAGGAAAUAAUUCAAAAAAAGAAAUAUAAACUAUUUACAAAACAUUUUCUAUUAAAGAAAAACAAGGUUCAAA
Molecule: messenger RNA, 2322 nt
Organism: Ailuropoda melanoleuca (giant panda)
Lineage: Eukaryota; Metazoa; Chordata; Mammalia; Carnivora; Ursidae
Gene: MANEAL
Product: mannosidase endo-alpha like
Exons: 2
Coding region: 1-708 (235 amino acids)
Molecular function (GO): alpha-mannosidase activity
Source: RefSeq, a predicted model, not a curated record